Molecule: messenger RNA, 2860 nt
Organism: Anneissia japonica
Lineage: Eukaryota; Metazoa; Echinodermata; Crinoidea; Comatulida; Comatulidae
Product: beta-mannosidase-like
Biological process (GO): carbohydrate metabolic process; glycoprotein catabolic process
Molecular function (GO): beta-mannosidase activity
Source: RefSeq, a predicted model, not a curated record
CAUAUUAUCAAUCAAUCCAUCCAUCGAGGGUUGUCGUUUUUAUUGUUACCGGUGUGUAACCUUUUAAUUGCACGAGUUGGCCUACCUUCCUAAGACCUCGGUGAACUCGAGAAUUAUUGUUAAUUUAUCCUGAUAGGAUGACGUCACCUGUUUAUUGUUGUCACGUGUUAGUGUACAGUACGCUUAUCAUGUACACUGUCGGUGAGGUGAAAAUAGACUUGAAUGGAAAAUGGAUUUUAGAAGACGAAAAUGGCACAAUAUCAGUGACAGCAGUGAUUCCUGGCAGUGUUCACACAGCAUUGAUGUCAAAGGGCAUCAUCGGUGACCCCUACUUUAGGUUCAAUGACCUUGAGUACAGAUGGAUUGUGUACACAAACUGGACUUUUAGUCGCACAUUUGAAAUAUCAGGUGGUACAGGCUCAUUGUCGACUGUUCUGUUGGUGUGUGAUGGCUUGGACACAGUUUCAAGUGUGUACAUUAAUGGGCAGUGUGUUGGCAAAUCUGACAAUAUGUUUCUUCGAUACAUUUACAACAUCAAGAAAUAUGUGAAUCCUGGAAAUAACACGAUCAAAAUCAAAUUUGAGUCACCGGUGUCGUAUGCAUCAAAACAGGCAGCAGCACACCAGAAAUAUGACGUACCACCGGACUGCAAUCCACCAGAGUAUCAAGGCUUUUGUCAUCCCAACUACAUCCGCAAGGAACAGUGUUCGUUCAGCUGGGACUGGGGACCAGCAUUUGCACCUGUGGGUAUUUGGAGAAAUAUUAGCAUCGAACUGUUCCAGGCGGCUGCCAUAAGGGACGUCGUAGCAAUCCCAAUUUCCUCAAGGAACACUUUUUACUUUCGAAUCAAUGGUCAAUACAUAUUUAUGAAGGGUGCCAACUGGAUACCAGUGGAUGCCUUCCAGGAGCGAGUGACAAUGGAAAGGCUAGAGAACCUCUUCCAGUCAGCUGUCGAUGCUAACAUGAACACUCUCCGCGUCUGGGGAGGAGGGAUUUAUGAGAAGGACGAAUUCUACCAACUGGCUGAUGAGAAGGGUAUUUUGAUCUGGCAGGAUAUGAUGUUUGCAUGUGCUAUGUACCCUACAGGAGAUGAGUUCUUGUCCACGGUUGACAAAGAGGUUGAAUACCAGGUGAGGAGACUAAGCAACCAUCCUUCUGUGGUGGCUUGGGGAGCUAACAAUGAGAAUGAAGGUGCUCUUAGACAAAAUUGGUAUGGCACAGAUUCAAAUUUUAGCCUCUACAAGGCAGACUAUGUGAAGCUGUAUAUAACAACCGUGAGGCUGCGAUAUUUGCAACAGUACAACCAUGUACCAAUCUUGAGCUCAAGCCCAUCAAAUGGGGUGAAGACGGAGCAAGAAGGGUGGGUGGCUAAGAAUCCUGCAGACCCUUUAUAUGGUGAUGUUCAUUACUACAACUAUUCUGAAGACUGUUGGAAUGUGAGUAUUUAUGAGAAGCCCCGGUUCGCAAGUGAAUAUGGUUACCAAUCACUACCAUCAUUUUCAGCAAUGGCAAACAUUUCUGAGUCUUCCGAUUGGGAAUUUAACAGUAAUUUCAGCCUCCAUAGACAACAUCAUCCCAAAGGGAAUUCACAGAUGCUUUCAAUGAUAAAGAAACACUUUACAAUUCCACAACCCAUUGAUUCUGUAACAGACUACAAGAACAUGAUAUAUUUAACACAGAUAUCACAAGCAAUGUGUAUAAAGAUAGAGACAGAGCAUUACAGAAGACAUCAAAGUGAUCUUGACAAAAAUAAUAAAGGCUUGACAAGAGGCGCCCUCUAUUGGCAAUUGAAUGACAUCUGGCAGGCACCAACAUGGGCAUCUACUGAGUAUGGUGGAAAGUGGAAGAUGCUUCACUACUUUGCAAAAGAUUUCUUUGAGCAGGUGCUGGCUUCUGGCUUUGUGGUUGAUGGUCAGUUGAGUGUCUACGUCAUUUCAGACCUGGUCACUCCCCUUGUGAAUGCUAUGCUUAUAGUUAAGAUCUGGUCUUGGGACAAUUUCACGCCACGCCUUACACAGAACAUUACAUUUGAUCUUGAAGCACAAUCAUCUGCGUUAGUUCUGUCUGUCGACGGUGGCAACAUACUAGCCAAGGGUGGAUGUAAAUCAUGGAAUGCCUGCUUCUUCACAUUUGAGGUCAUGAUGGAGAACUCUACGGCUUCAGCCAACCCUCUCUUUAUCUCCUCCUUCUUUGAUGCUGAGGGCCUAGUUCAAGACCCACAUUUACAGAUCAAGAAAAUAACCCAGGAAGCUGGCACCUUUAUGAUUGAGAUUGAGAGCUCAUCAAUUGCACCGUUUAUGUGGUUAGACGUCGGGAACAUCCAAGGAAGAUUCUCACAAAAUGGUUUUAUCCAGCUACAGCCAAUUGUUGCCGUUGAGUUCUACGCAUGGGAAGACGUCAGCUUACACAGAUUCCAACAAGCCUUGACCCUUCGAUCUUUGACCUCAAAGACCACGAUCAGAAUGCUGUCAACUUUUUAUGAUCAAGUAUACGUAUACGUUGUGUACUUACUCAAACUGCUGAUAAACACUUUUUAUUUUGUUUAGGUCGGUGGCUUUUGGCUGUUACGAAGUCCUUGUUUGUUUUGUUUGUCUUUGUUUUUUGUUAGCCUUGCAAUAAUUAUGAAGUCAUUUUUAAUCCCUUUUGAACUAUAUUUGUCACAAAUUUAAUAUCUAAUCAAUACUUACUCUUAUAUUAUAAUACUAUAUAAACACUAAAAAUAUAUUUGAAACAUUUGGUAUAUUUUAAUUAUGUGUAAUUUUUGCUGAUUUCAAAAUUUAUUAUAUUACAUAGUUUUGAUCAAUAUGGAGCUUGGAAAUGAAUUUUAGAAAUUAAACAGAAACUUAUUUUGAAAACAAAA